AUGGCAGCCACGGACGGCCAAGUCGUGGUAGCGGCAUCACGUUGGUCCGACGAAGGCCACUACUUGAGGGAGUUCGUCGUCAAGAACCGGUUGCCUAAUGUGGCCAAGAUCAUCAAGGGCCAGUACGGGGGCCUCGGAGUGCCGACCCUGCCCAGUCCGGGGCUGCAGAGCACCGCGCUACUCGUGUCCGCGGGAAAGAGAAAGAAGAUAAUUGCGCAGGCGAUCAAACUGAAAGAGGGGCGGCGGAUGGUGAGCGUUGGUCCGAGACUCGCUAUACCGGAGACGUACAAAGGUUACUUCGAGCUGUUGAGCGAAGAGGGUAGGGCAGUGAGAUGCAUAGAAUCGGUAGGAGAGCUGGCUAGGAGGAAGCUAGAGGACGGCUGCUUAGUACGGGAGCCGGUAAGGGUGAUAUGCGCGAAGAUAGACCUAGACGGAAAUGUUACAGCGGACGGCGCGAGAAACCUUCCCGCUGGAGAGGUCAUCAUGCCUAGAGGGGAAACGUAUUUAGGGAAAAACAAAUAUCUGAAAUGUACGGACACUAAAGGCGAUAUGAUCUUGUUGAGCCUCGACCAGAGGGGAAAGUUCUCCGCUGUUGCGAAAGAGGAGAACAUCAGCGGCGUUCACACGGCGAAAACGUUACUAACUAAACGGCUACCGAUAACGGUGAGACUCGUGCAUGGGACAUCGCCAAGAGGUUUAAAAAGUGCCAGCCACUUCGUUCCAGAGCUCAGGCUUUUGUCUCUAUUCGAGGAGGACCACGUGUUCGCAUUGCCGCUGCAGAAGGAGGGGAACGCACUGAUCGCGCUGCCACUGGCGGCACCGCUAAAAAUGCUGAGGUGCAAGAACGAGGAGCACAUUAAGAACUUCAUGGAGUUCUCGAGGCUGGUGGAGAAAUGCAACCGUUUACUCGUCGAAGUGGUCGAUCGGAUACACGUACUCGACGGCAAAUUGGGCGACCCCAAGCGGCUGCUGAGUGCACCACUACACGCGCCGCCGCUGAUCAAGACGGGGUACUUCCUAAGGAGGAGCAUGUCGUCCGACACAGCUAACCAACACAAGCACAUGUCGCGCCACAACCACAUAUACAGCAGCCACAGAGACGAUAAUAGCAUCCCAGACGAGUAUGACGAGAUCGACCAGAUCUACGACUACGUGAGGGGCUUCGCGCCGCUCCCGAAGAACAUCAAGGCAUCGUACUCCAACGAGCCCACUCGCCACGAGUCCGCACCGGCGUCACCCGCCGCCACGCCGAUACACAUGCCGCUCAUAACCGAGAUCAAACCGGAGCCGCCACCAAUCGAGACGAUACCUACGAAGAAACCUCUGAACGCACAGAAAGCGGAGAAAAGGACACGUAAAACGGCGGUUACACCCAAAGAGACACCGGUCACGGUGUACAAGGAGAAGUGCUCAGUUGCGCCCGCAGCGAACAACCUACCCAAGCUUUACAUUAAAAACAGCGUGAGCAACAACAAGAGCCGAAUGGUCUUCAGUCAGAAAAGUCACUCCCCGACCAAGGAGACCCCUAGUCCUGUAACUAGUCCGAUAAGACCGCUAACUAAAGGGGAUUCCCCCAUCUUCAAUAUAAGGUACAAAAGCCUCUCAAACAUACACCAGGCCAUGGAGUUGGAUGGAACUCUGGACUCGAGCCACUCGGGCGGCAGGACGUCGGGUGACUCCGGGAACGGUCCAAAGUUGCCAGAGAAAAGGUGCAGGAAGCUUAGCAGGCCCAAAUCCCUAACCAACCUGGUGUGGGAGCUCAAAGGGUGCCCGGUGGAAGCGAACGAGAAACCAAAAUGUAGAAAUAAAAACGAGAGCUACAAGAAAAUCGGGAACAAACUGUCGCUUGGAGCUCAGAAGAGGGUGCCGACUUUGUAUCUU
Iphiclides podalirius (scarce swallowtail) is the source of this 1881-nucleotide messenger RNA. Lineage: Eukaryota; Metazoa; Arthropoda; Insecta; Lepidoptera; Papilionidae. The record is from the annotation of a GenBank genome assembly.